Paracoccidioides brasiliensis Pb18 is the source of this 1524-nucleotide messenger RNA. RefSeq names its product UTP glucose-1-phosphate uridylyltransferase. Gene Ontology annotation, cellular component: cytoplasm. The transcript has a single exon. Gene Ontology annotation, biological process: glycogen metabolic process; UDP-alpha-D-glucose metabolic process. Gene Ontology annotation, molecular function: UTP:glucose-1-phosphate uridylyltransferase activity. The record is from RefSeq and is a predicted model, not a curated record. The coding region runs from base 1 to 1524 and encodes 507 amino acids.
AUGGCGAUUAGCAUCCCUGGAGUACGCAACGGUGUUACUAAUCAUGACUGUGAUACCCAGGCCUUCGAGAAUGCGUCCACCAAUGUUGCAGCCUCCCAGAUGCACAACGCCCUCAAUGCGCUGGCCGAUACCGUGACGGAUCCCAAGGAGAAGAAGCGUUUCGAGGCAGAGAUGGAUAACUUCUUUUCGCUCUUCCGACGGUAUCUGAAUGACAAGGCCAAGGGCAAUGUGUUGUCGUGGGAUUCCAUCGCGCCACCGCAACCCGGCCAAGUCGUCGAGUACAGCAACCUAGGCAAUUCCGCCUCCGUCAACUUCUUGAAAAAGCUGGCUGUGAUCAAGCUGAACGGAGGCCUCGGCACUUCCAUGGGCUGCGUUGGGCCUAAGUCUGUUAUCGAGGUCAGAGACGGCAUGUCCUUUUUGGACCUGGCUGUCCGGCAAAUCGAAUACCUGAACCGCACCUACGACGUGAGCGUGCCUUUUGUGCUCAUGAACUCCUUCAACACCGACGAGGACACCCAAUCGAUCAUCAAGAAGUACGAAGGACACAAUAUUGACAUCUUGACCUUCAACCAAUCGAGAUACCCCCGUAUCCUGAGAGAUUCCCUCCUUCCCGCCCCCAAGACCUACCAGUCCCCCAUCACUGACUGGUACCCCCCCGGCCACGGGGACGUCUUCGAGUCACUCUACAACUCCGGAACCUUGGACAAACUCUUGGAUCGAGGGGUGGAGAUUGUCUUCCUUUCCAACGCAGACAACUUGGGUGCUGUGGUCGAUAUGCGCAUUCUGGAACACAUGGUGAAGAACAAGGCGGAAUAUAUCAUGGAGUUGACAGACAAGACCAAGGCUGACGUAAAGGGUGGCACCAUCAUUGAUUACGAGGGCCGGGCCCGCCUGCUCGAGAUUGCUCAGGUACCCAAGGAGCACGUGAAUGAAUUCAAAUCGAUCAAGAAGUUCAAGUACUUCAACACCAACAAUAUCUGGAUGGAUCUGCGCGCUAUCAAGCGCGUCGUCGAGAACAACGAACUGGAGAUGGAAAUCAUCCCCAACGAAAAGUCCAUCCCAGCAGACCGCAAGGGCGAGGCGGACAUCUCCAUCAUCCAGCUUGAAACCGCCGUUGGCGCCGCCAUCCGACAUUUCAAGAACGCCCACGGGGUCAACGUCCCACGCCGCCGUUUCCUGCCCGUGAAGACCUGCUCCGAUCUCAUGCUCGUCAAGUCUGACCUGUACACCCUCAAACAUGGCCAAUUGGUCAUCGACCCCAACCGGUUCGGAGGCACCCCGCUGAUCAAGCUCGGCAGAGAUUUCAAGAAAGUCUCCGAUUUCCAGAAGCGGAUUCCCAGCAUUCCUCGAAUCCUCGAGCUUGACCACCUCACCAUUAGCGGUGUGGUUAAUCUUGGCCGCGGGGUUAUAUUGAAAGGGACUGUUAUCAUCGUUGCCACCGAAGGCAGCACUAUUGACAUCCCGCCUGGCUCAGUUCUGGAGAACGUUGUUGUGCAGGGGAGCUUGCGGAUCCUGGAGCAUUAA